UCCAUCUCACAAUGUUUCUCUCUCGCUCUCGCUCUCCUCUUUCUCCCUAGUGGAAACCAGCACUCCGUAUCUAAUCCUCCAAUCCGACGGUUACAAUCGGACUUUUAUUCCUCCCAUUGCCGAACGCCGCGCUCAUUUGCGGUGCUGAUGACGUGACGAUGCGGGGGCUGCGUGAAAAGCACUCCCGCGGGCCAAGAUGACAUUUCUGGAACUACCGAGCGCAAAUGGACGCAAAGCACUGCUGCAUUAGCACAUCAAUGGAUAUUAAUCUGUCACACAGAUAGGGGGAUUUACAUAUGUACAGGCUGUGCUGGGCGCUACGACUUGCAUCGCCUUGCUGGGCUGGCCAGGGUCAUGUGAGAGGGCUCUGUUCAAAAAAGAGUCUCUACGCUAAGGGAGCCGUUUUGACAUGUGAAACUUGCAAUUUUUUACUGCAUCUCAAGAGCCUUCAAAACAACAUCAUCAGCGGUGAAACUACUAUUGCGUCGGUUCAACUGUCAUGCCUAUGCCUAAGCCUGCCACAGUGGAUUUCUAAUUCUAAGCCUUUCCGCAGGCGAUCCGAGCGGAAUAGACGUCCGUUGGCCGAGCCUUCGCCCAAUUGGGCUCUAGGAUCUAAGCACACAAUCGCGCAUCUCCGCCAAUCGCCGCCACGUCCACUCACACGGAUCGCUGAAUUGCGACUUUUAAUCUUUUUUAAUACACGGGCGUCGAUUCCAGCAUCCAGUCCUUAUCUCCACGAUCAGACCCUUCAGACCCUUCUUGCCUUCCCCCCCCAAGCCUCCUUGUUCCUUUGCCGGAGCCUCGUCCAUGAUGGCUUGAGAGUUUGUAGCGAGCCCUGGAUCCCAAUUCGCCACCUCUUUCUUGUCGUUGACGUCUUGGAUUUAACCAUUCGGUGCAAGUUCGGAAAUGGUUCAACGCUUCAUAAGGCACAGUCAGUGACACGACGAUACUCCAAAGGUCCCGUCGCUACUUUCAUUGUGAAGCCUAGGGCGCGUCAUUGUGGCCGGGGCUGUCAGGAUUGUGCGCGGUUUAAAAGUUCCAUCGCUUUCGGCGGUUAUUGCCUGACUGACAAUAUUGCCUUGGUUUCGGGGUCCUUGUCAGCAGAAUCCAAACGUCGAAGCGGAACCGCAGAAACUCAUCUCUGUUUCCCUACUCUUGUUGUUCAUCCCCGGCUCAUCCUGCUCGAACCUAGACCAGAAAGAAACCAUGAUUGAUUUACGACACGGCGAUCACCGGCCCAUCCAGACGAGCGCUGUGAUUGUGCUGGGCGCUUCAAAAUGCCAAUCCAUGCCACCCCCAUCUCCGCCAACUCCUUCAGCCUCGCCAUCAGCCAAGGAGAUAGGCGAUCCUGUGGAUGGCUUCAGCCUGGACAGGGAAGCUACGCGAGAGCAAUCCGUAAUGGAUAGGAGACUUCACAGUGGCAUCCAUGUAUUAAACACCGAAGCCGUCGCGCUAGCAAAUCUCACAAAACUCUACGAGAUU
This is a messenger RNA of Trichoderma harzianum CBS 226.95, 1482 nucleotides long. RefSeq lists its product as hypothetical. The record is from RefSeq and is a predicted model, not a curated record. The coding region runs from base 297 to 1214 and encodes 305 amino acids. Lineage: Eukaryota; Fungi; Ascomycota; Sordariomycetes; Hypocreales; Hypocreaceae. The transcript has a single exon.